Thecamonas trahens ATCC 50062 is the source of this 566-nucleotide messenger RNA. RefSeq lists its product as uncharacterized. The coding region runs from base 28 to 555 and encodes 175 amino acids. The record is from RefSeq and is a predicted model, not a curated record. Lineage: Eukaryota; Apusomonadida; Apusomonadidae. The transcript has a single exon.
ACACCGCACACAUUGCUUCACACAUCAAUGUCUGCUCAACAGUGCAAGGGUGGGUGCGGGUUCUAUGCCGGUGGCGACUCGCCGUAUUGCUCAAAGUGUGCACAGGAUGUGGCCAAGGGUCGUGAGCUCGGCUCGUUGGAAAAGGCCGAGAAGGCGGCCAAAGCUGCUGCGUGGGCUGCUGUGAGGGCGCGUGAGAACGUGGAUCAAGCUGCCUUUGAGGCUCUCGGUGACGCCAUACACGCCAUGGACUCGAUCACGCCCACGCUGCUCUGGCCGAUGGUCGAGGAUCUGGUCUUCUCCCCGUCGCAGGGCCUGGCUCUCGCCCGGCUGGUCGAGGCUGCCGUUGCCGAUGACGACCAUGAGCGCAAGUAUAUGCUCGGCCACGUCAUCUACUCGCGAGUCUCCGAUCUGCACAGUCUCGACGAACUCGCUAGCUCAGAAAAUACCCGUCCGCCGUGGCCAGGCGUCACCGGGUACUUCUACCCCCACGAGGCCCACGAUCCCCAUCGCCGAGACUGGGCUCCUCCAGAUCAUUCUUCGACAUUCUGGUACUGAUGGUUUGUCAU